UCUCGCCUCUCUGAUCAGGUAUGUUGGACAAGGGAUAGCUCGCACAGACCACCGAUGCUGAUCGCGUGGAACAAAAACUCCCCACCUCCCGAAAAAAUGGUGAAAACAAAUCUCAAAACCAAUUUUACAAGGUUUAUGAAUAACAGAGUCCCCGCCCAUCGGAGAUAUGAACCUACGGAGUAUGAACAUGCAGCCAAUUGUUUCACACAUGCAUUGUGGAUCAUCCCCAGUAUACUCGGCAGUUCCAUCCUCUACGGCCUUUCCGAUGAUCAGUGGGAGGUGAUCACAGCAUGGAUCUAUGGGUUCGGACUGAGUGGUCUUUUUAUCGUCUCCACUGUCUUUCACACCAUCUCCUGGAAGAAAAGCCAUUUGCGAACAACGGAGCACUGCUUCCACAUGUUCGACAGAAUGGUGAUCUAUUUCUUCAUCGCUGCCUCGUAUGCCCCCUGGCUGAAUCUACGGGAGCUGGGCCCAUGGGCAUCUCACAUGCGUUGGAUCAUUUGGAUAAUGGCCUGUGUGGGGACUCUCUAUGUAUUUCUGUUUCACGAAAGGUACAAAAUCGUGGAAAUGAUCUGCUACAUGGUGAUGGGCAUCUUUCCCGCACUCGUCAUUCUCUCCAUGCCUAACACUGAAGGACAAUUUGAACUACUGGUGGGUGGUUUCUUCUACUCCCUGGGAAUGUUGUUCUUCAAGAGCGACGGGCGGAUUCCAUUUGCGCACGCAAUCUGGCACCUCUUUGUGGCGAUCGGAGCAGGGAUCCAUUACUACGCCAUCUGGAGGUACCUAUACCGCCCGCAGUCCUGGAGAUGAAGACAUCCCAUGUGGUCAGAUGGUGACCUGUGAUGGACAUUACCUGCGGGACAAACCACGGCAACAACAACCAGACGUUGCAACAAUCUCUGGGCCAUGCAAUCGAUGAGUGAAGGUCACUGCCAGAUUGUCCAUGACUCUUCACCUACCUCUUAGCACCGAACUACCAGAACCAUGGCCAGUAUUAAAUUCACAAACAUCUCCACAUGAACAAAUAUCAGUGUUAACGUGACUGCACUCGUUAUCAGAGCUGCACAGCAUUGGCUUAUUAUUGGCUGUGUCUUCUGUUAGAUACAGUUACAUCUUAAAUGAUAUUUUUCUGUAAAAAGAGUGCAAGUGUAGAUCCUAUUUUCUAGAAGGGUCUGUAUUAAUUAUGAAGCUCAUUAUGAGAGGGAUUCGCUUGAAACUUGAAAGGUUGAAAACCCAUGGAAGUAUCUUAUUUAGGUUAAUUAUUGUUGCUUGUAUCGAGGUACAGUGAAAAGCUUUAUUUUGCAUGCUAUCCAGUCAAUAGGUCAGCGCAGUGGUGCAGUCGUAAGAGCUGCUGACUCACAGCGCCAGAAACCCAGGUUCAAUCCUGACCUCAGGCGCUGUCUGUGUGGAGUUUGCACAUUCUCCCUGUGACCACGUGGGUUUCUUCCAGGUGCUCCAGUUUCCUCCCACACCUCAAUGACGUGUGGGUUUGUAGGUUAACUGGCCUCUGUAAACUGCCUCAAAUGUAGGGAGAGGAUGAGAAAAUUGGGUAGUAUGAACGGGUGCUCACUAGUUGGCAUGGGCAUGGUGGGCCAAAGGGUCUGCUCCCAUGCUGUAUGUCUAAGCUAAACUAAAUCAGAUAACACUAUACGUAAAUAUAAUCAAGUCAAAUUCAAGUACAGUAAGGAGGGAAAAGGGGAACAUUCAGAGUGCAGAAUGUAGUUGAAUUACUUUGGUAGAAUGGUUGGCAAAUAUGUGACAUCCGGCUUCAGGAAACUGCAGGACUGGAGAAAAACGAUAUUGUAGAAGACAGAAUCACUGCCCCACAGCCCUGGAGUCCCAGGUUCAAUGCUGAGCUCGGGCACUCUCUGCGUGGUGUGUGCACACUGGGUACUUUCCUGGUGCUCCAGUUUCCUUCCACAUCAGAGGCUCAAAAUCAUAUAGAUUGGUAGUUUAAUUAGCUACGGUAAAUUGCCCCAAAUAUACAGGUGUGUAGGUAAAACACGAGGGGAGUUGAUGCAUAUGUUGGGAGAAUAAAAAUGGGAUUAAUGUAGGAUUAACGCAAGUUGAUGCCCGUGGUCUCAGAAGGCUUGAGGGCCUGUUUCCGUGCUCUAUCUCUCUAUGAUCAUGAAAUUGGUCUUCUUUAGACCCAUUACCCAUAGCAUUCAUCGGUUCUGCAUCUCAGGAGCAGCCGUCCAAUUCCAUACUGGCUUUAAAUAGAUUUCAAGCAUUCCGAGCAGUUACCACACACGGCUUUAGGCCUCUUCCUAAUAAGACUAAUAACCUCAAGAGUCAAGUCAAGACGUUUGAAGAAGUAUCUUGACCCGAAACGCCGCCAAUUCCUUCUCUCCAGCGAUGCUGCCUGUCCCGCUGCGUUACUCCAGCAUUUUGUGUCUAUCUUCACUUUAAACCAGCAUCUGCAGUUCCUUCUGGUGAGGUUCACCACUGAUUUUCCGGCACUCUUGGUUCCAGAGCCUUGCAGUAUUAUCCCUUUUGGCAGACUAACAGAGAUCACGGCCUCAGGCGGCGGGGGGGAGGGGCAGAUCCCGACCUGCAAAGCCGGCUUCGGAAGUCGGCCAAGAG
Molecule: messenger RNA, 2583 nt
Organism: Leucoraja erinaceus (little skate)
Lineage: Eukaryota; Metazoa; Chordata; Chondrichthyes; Rajiformes; Rajidae
Gene: mmd2a
Product: monocyte to macrophage differentiation-associated 2a
Exons: 7
Coding region: 55-810 (251 amino acids)
Cellular component (GO): membrane
Molecular function (GO): pore-forming activity
Source: RefSeq, a predicted model, not a curated record